GCCGCAAAAAAUGAUCCCCAGAAGACCGACAUCAAGUUCUGGGCUUCAGCGCUUUCCCAACCCUGGGAUCUCUGCCUCUUCGUCCACUCCUGCGCCCAAUGGUUUUCAACACGUCUCGUUCGGCCGUUACGGCAACUUGCGGAGCCCUCCGCCGAUGCAGCGCCGUCACGGAGUCGGUCGCGCGGCAGCUCGGGCAACCGGCGCGGCAACUGUCGACGUCUGCAUCGCGCAGCAGCGACGAAGUCCUUGAGACGCCCGCCGAGCAGCGAGAACGGCCACGAUGGUCUUACACGCCAGAGCGCAUGAAGGGCCCGGGCUUUUCGAUCAACGUGGUCAAGGAUCCCAGGCGGACGGUCUGGCACAACAACGAUGACCCGGCCAAACUCGAUGCCAUGUACAACCGCCUGUUGGGGUCGAAGGGGGAUAGGAUGUUGCCGGACGAGAUCAAAUGGCUUGCCAUCACACACAAGAGCUUCGACCAGGGGAGACGAGGGUUCAACACGAGGCUGGCCUACUUCGGGCGGUUGAUCGUCUCUCUUGAGACUACACGGCACAUCAUGGUCACUCCUGCUCCCGCCCAAGACUCGCCGACCCAGGACUCGUUCGGUCGCGAACCUUUCCAGCACAGUGCUCUCGCGAACGUCGACAAGCUCAGCUCAAAGCAACCGAUGGACGUGGUGUCGAAAGAGAAGCUCGCGAAAUUGGCAAUCGAAGUUGGGCUGCCAGAAGUUGUUAGGUGGAAGCCGAGAAUGCCCGAGAACCUCGAAGCAUCUGGCCUGACCGCAGUACUAAACACUGCCCUCUUCGCUAUUAUUGGUGCCAUCUCCUUACAACACGGUGCUGGGGUCGCGCAGCAGGUGGUCCGGGAGAAGAUCCUGAGGAGGCUAGGAGCAUGAGCGCGGCCCGCGGCCCGCGGCGUAAUGAUAAAGAGAAAACCCUGUAUAUCUUUGUACCAUAUUUGGGGGAAAUAGAGAGGCUGGCCCGGUUUUCUUGAUUGCAGUUCCGUGGUGACAUUGAUGCCGAAGGGGGGGAGAACGGAAUCAGUGCAUCUGGG
Molecule: messenger RNA, 1054 nt
Organism: Thermothelomyces thermophilus ATCC 42464
Lineage: Eukaryota; Fungi; Ascomycota; Sordariomycetes; Sordariales; Chaetomiaceae
Exons: 3
Coding region: 99-896 (265 amino acids)
Biological process (GO): RNA processing; mitochondrial translation
Cellular component (GO): mitochondrial large ribosomal subunit
Molecular function (GO): structural constituent of ribosome; ribonuclease III activity
Source: RefSeq, a predicted model, not a curated record